AUGGCUUGCCUUCUCUUAGCCACUCUACUCAUUACAUUACAUACAUUAAUUCCCUUGGCUCACACCUCCGGCCAUGCUGAUACAUGCCGCUCGUUUUGCGGAAACCUAACGGUAAGUUACCCUUUUGCCCUCCAUCCGGGCUGUGGCCACUCGGCCUUCCGUGACCUCUUGUUUUGCAUAAACGACGUCUUGAUGCUCCACAUCAGCUCUGGCUCGUAUCUUGUCCUCGACAUAGACUACGCGUACGGGCUACUCGUCCUGCACGAACCACACAUGUCCACUUGCGACUCACUCGUUUACGGUGGGCUGGGAAACGGGUUCGUCGUCGAGCCUUGGCGGGCCCGUUAUUUGGGCCCAACAACCGACAAUGUGUUCAUGUUACUGGGCUGCUCGGCGAGGUCUCCCCUAUUUCAGGGCUUCCCAGGGAAGAACAACUCGCCGUGUAGGAAUGUUUCGGGCCUCGGGUGUGAGGAGUAUUACGGGUGUCCUGCCUGGGAGACGUUCGGGCUGAGCAGGGGAGGGCCCAUUUAUGAAACGGGCCCACCGGAUUGCUGUGCGGUGCCGUACGAGAUGAUUAGGAGUGUGAACCUGUCGAGUCUUGAAUGCCAAGGGUACAGCAGUGCUUACAGCCUGGCGCCGUUGAGGGUUAGCGGGCCGGGCCAGUGGGCUUAUGGGAUCCAAGUUAAGUAUAAUUUGCAGGGGAUUGAGAGUUUUUGUCGGGCCUGCGAAGCUACCGGUGGAUCUUGUGGCUAUGAGAUUGGUGGGAAUAGAGAUUUGUGCAUGUGCGGGAGCUGGAACUCGACUUCUAAUUGUGAUGCAGUAAAAUCAGGUGCAUUCAGCAAUGGAAACUGGUCUCCAGAGGUGAAAUUUGCAGGUCUCUUACUCAUUACAAAGGGAUAG
This is a messenger RNA of Striga hermonthica, 900 nucleotides long. The record is from the annotation of a GenBank genome assembly. Lineage: Eukaryota; Viridiplantae; Streptophyta; Magnoliopsida; Lamiales; Orobanchaceae.